GAAAGAAAAGGAAACGGAAUUUUUUAUUCCGGGAAAAGAUAUCAUGAAUUUCAUUUUCUUCCUCCUUUUUCGAUAUCUGUUCUUCUACAAGCUCCAUUUGUCCCGUCUGUGUUUUUUUUAGGUUCUAUCUCUCUCUCUCUCUUUAUAUCGCCAAAAUUCCUCCUUCCGAACGCUCACAUUUUCACCUUUCUUUGGAGCUCAUGGGUCUUUGAUUAGUAGUAUCUGACUCAAGUUCUAAAAGGGAACGGAUUUUCUCACCGGAAAAGAUGGCGGCCGCCGCCGAGAAGCCCAGCUGCAAAGGGCAAGCAUGGUUUUGCACUACUGGGUUGCCGAGCGACAUAGUAAUCGAAGUUGAUGAUAUGAGUUUUCAUCUUCACAAGUUUCCUUUGAUGUCGAAAAGUCUGAAACUUCAUCAGCUGAUAACAGAGCAAGAGGCGAAAACGACACUGCCCUCUACCACCAGGCGACAACAGCGGCAGCAAUCACAGGAGGGACAGCAUGAAAUCCAGGAGGAAGAGGAGGUAGAAGAAGAAGAAGAACAAGUAGAAGUCGACGAUCUCUGUCAAAUUUCCCUCCCGGAAUUUCCGGGUGGGUCCGAGAGCUUCGAGAUGGCUGCCAAGUUUUCUUACGGCGUCAAGAUCGACCUAUCUUCCUCCAACGUCGCCCCGCUCCGUUGCGCCGCCGAGUUCCUUGAAAUGACGGAGGAAUACUCUGUGGACAACCUCAUCUCCAAGACCGAACUGUUUCUCUCCCAGUCUGUCUUCAAAAGCCUCAAAGAAUCGCUGAAGGCCCUCAAAUCAUGCGAGCCAGUGUUGCCCCUCGCCGAGAGUCUAGGCAUUGUUCAGAGAUGCAUCGAUUCCGUCGCUUCCAGGGCGUCCUCUGCAGAUCCGACGCUGUUUGGCUGGCCGGUUAACGAUGGAACUAAUGAAAUUCGAGGAUCUUCAAGCCAGGCUCCGUGGAACGGGAUAGAGAAAGGUUUGCGGAGGAAAAAUUUGGCCAGGGGAAACAAUGCAGAAUCCUGGUUUGAAGAUCUGGCGCAGUUGAGUUUGCCGAUGUUCAAGCGAUUGAUCUUUGCAAUGAAAACGCGGGAUUUGAAUCCGGAAAUCAUAGAAACCUGCCUUAUGUAUUACGCCAAGAAGUACAUUCCCGGAAUUUCAAGGUCCAGCCGGAAGCCAUCCACCUCCGGCCCCGCCGCUUCAGAGAACGAACAGAGGGAGCUGUUGGAGACUAUAAUCGCGAAUCUUCCACUGGAGAAGAGCUCCAGAUCGUCAACAUCUUCUCGUUUCCUGUUUGGAUUGUUGAGAACUGCAAAUAUACUAAACGCCUCUGAAUCAUGCAAAGCUGCUCUGGAGAAGAAGAUAGGAUCUCAGCUCGAGCAAGCUACCUUGGACGAUCUGCUGAUUCCAAGCUAUUCCUAUCUCAAUGAAACACUCUAUGAUGUUGAUUGCGUGGAGAGGAUUCUAAGCUACUUCUUGGAUGGAUUGAAAGAGAGAAACUCGACCGGAAUCCAAGAGGAGGCCGGAGAUGAUAAUAACAGCCUUCGAUCUCCGGCAUUGAUGCUAGUCGGAAAACUAAUUGACGGUUAUCUCUCUGAGAUUGCAUCGGACGCGAAUCUCAAGCCCGAGAAAUUCUACAAUCUUGCAAUUUCUCUCCCUGACCAAGCCAGGCUCUACGACGACGGUCUCUACAGAGCCGUCGACGUGUAUCUCAAGGCGCAUCCAUGGCUACCGGAAUCUGACCGAGAAAAGAUUUGCAGCGUAAUGGACUGUCAGAAACUGACGCUAGAGGCGUGCACUCACGCGGCUCAAAACGAGAGACUACCAUUACGCGCGGUGGUACAAGUAUUGUUUUUCGAGCAGUUACAGCUCCGGCACGCAAUCGCAGGGACGCUGCUGGCAGCGGAGACAGCGCCGACAGAUCCGGGGAGAUUGUCAGUGAUGAGGAGAGAGGAGGAGGAGGAUGAGGAGGAAGAGGAGGAAGUUCCGGCGCCGCGUGCGGAGGAAGGGAACAACAACAACAACGGCACGUGGAGGGCAGCGGUGAGAGAGAAUCAAGUGCUGCGGCUGGACAUGGACAGCAUGAGGACGCGCGUGCAUCAGUUGGAGAGAGAAUGUUCGACAAUGAGGAAGGUAAUCGAGAAGAUCGAGAGCGGCGGCACACGCGGCGGCGGAGGGUGGAGAGGGUCGUUGAACAGAAGGUUCGGGUGUAAAUUCAAGACGCAGGUGUGCGAUUCGCAUGAGCCAACGGUUGUAGAGGCGAGGAGGGGGAGGCAGCAUCACCAUCAACACCAGUAGACCUGGCCGCACAGUAACAUAUUCAAGAAUGAAUUUUUCGUGAUUUUGUGACUUUGUUAAUGUGUCCGUAAUUGAUGAUGCUGUGUCGCCGCGUUAUUAACUGUGAGAAAAAAGCAAAAAGAAUAAAAUCACUUAAUUUAU
This is a messenger RNA of Rubroshorea leprosula, 2435 nucleotides long. The record is from the annotation of a GenBank genome assembly. NCBI's taxonomy places the organism in Eukaryota, Viridiplantae, Streptophyta, Magnoliopsida, Malvales, Dipterocarpaceae.